Messenger RNA from Colletotrichum spaethianum, 1266 nucleotides. Its product is annotated as endo-1,4-beta-xylanase 5. Gene Ontology annotation, biological process: carbohydrate metabolic process. Gene Ontology annotation, molecular function: hydrolase activity, hydrolyzing O-glycosyl compounds. NCBI's taxonomy places the organism in Eukaryota, Fungi, Ascomycota, Sordariomycetes, Glomerellales, Glomerellaceae. The record is from RefSeq and is a predicted model, not a curated record. The coding region runs from base 1 to 1266 and encodes 421 amino acids. The transcript has 2 exons.
AUGGCCAAGAUCUCGAGCUGGCUCGCCUUGUCAAUAUGGGGAGUCGCCGCCGCCUCGGGGCAGGGCCUUCAUGAGCUGGCGGUCAACAGCGGGAAGUUAUUGUUCUUUGGCACGGCGACGGACACGAACCUAUUUAAUGAUGCGGCGUACAUGGACAUUCUCAACAGAAGGGGCGAGUUCGGACUCGUCGUGCCCGAGAACAGUGAAAAAUGGGAGGCAACGGAGCCAACAGAGGGACGAUUCCAAUUCAAUAACGCGGAUAUGGUGCUGGGCCUCGCGCAAGGGAACCAGCAGAUGUUUCGGUGCCAUGCGCUCACAUGGCACUCACAGCUGCCGCAGUUUGUUUCGAGUGGCACGUGGACACCAGAAACUCUUACAGCCGUCAUCGAAACCCACAUUGCAAACGUUGUCGGCCACUUCAAGGGCGCCUGUUACUCCUGGGACGUCGUCAAUGAGGCUCUCGCCGACGAUGGCUCCCUCCGCAAAAGCGUGUUCUCGCGCGUUCUUGGCGAGGACUUCAUUCCUAUCUCUUUCAGGGCCGCGGCGGCCGCAGACCCGGAUACGAAGUUGUAUUACAACGACUUCAGCAUCGAAUUCAACUCCAAAAAGACGGAUGGCGCCGUCCGGAUCGCGCAAGAUCUGCUGGUCGCCGGGGUUAGGAUCGACGGAGUCGGGCUCCAGUCGCAUUUCGAGGUCGGCAAGACGCCUUCGCGCAGUGUACUCUCCAAUGUUUUGAGCCGGUUCACGGACAUGGGGCUCGAGGUUGCGCUGACGGAGCUGGACAUUAGGCACAGCAAGGUGCCAGCCGAUAACAAUGCGCUGCAGCAACAGGCAAAGGACUACGCGAGCGUCGUGCAGACGUGCGUAGAAAAUGCAAAGUGCGUCGGCAUCGUGGCAUGGGAGUUUACGGACAAGUAUAGUUGGAUCCCGAAGACGUUCCCGGGGACCGGAGACGCGUGCUUGUUCGACAUGAACAUGCAGCCCAAGCCGGCGUAUGCGGCUGUGGCCGAGGUGUUGCAGAACGCCGCCGCGACAAGGAACGGAACCGCACAGGUUGCGUCGAUCGGUGCGUCCGGUGUCGGAACCGGUGCCGGUGCCGGCACCGAUGGCGGAGCGUCUUUGUCUGAAGUCCAGGAUGGAGCUGUGGCCGCUGCGGAGGUAUCGCACUCACCUUCCGCUUCGGGUACAGGGCGAUUCGACCCCCUGUCGAGCAUCGCGCCAUUGUUGGCCAGUUUUGCACUUGUCAUGUGCUUGCUGGUGUUGUAA